AUGUCUGGUGAGAAUCAAGUAAUCUCGGUGGACCCCGAUUUGUACAGCGCAGGUGCUAGCUAUCCUGAUGACUGGCAAUCGGAAACUACCUCGAUCGGUUCCUCGAUUUACCGAGGUUUGAUGGAAAAUGGUCGACGAUAUCAAUCCCUGAGAAACAAAGAAUAUCUGAUUCCCUCGGAUGAUCAGAUGUUCGAUUCUUAUGAAGCUGGACACCUGGUCGCGCUCGUCUUGGACUCGGACAGAGAGAACCCUCUGUUCCGAGCACCUAUCACUAACCCAGAGCACAUCCUCGAUCUGGGCACGGGAAAGGGUACUUGGGCAAUCGAUGUCGCCGACAUGUUUCCAGAUGCAACCGUCCGCGGCGUGGAUCUGUUCCCACCCCCUGUGACCUGGAUGCCACCCAACUGCAUACUCGAGGUAGAUGACGCCCUCCAAGAAUGGACAUGGCAGAGCAAUUUCGAUCUUGUCCAUCUACGAAUCAUGAUCGGAUCGUUUGAUGCAGCUGAGUGGGAUCGAGUGUACAAGCGCAUCUACGACAACCUACGUCCCGGAGGCUGGAUAGAACAACUCGAAGCCUUCCCCCAAAUCGACUGCGACGACAACAGUAUCCCUGCAGACAGCACCCUCCGAACCUGGGGCCCUAACAUGUUAGCAUGCGGCACAGCCGCAGGUCGAGAAUGUGACAUCCUCGAUACGAUGGCAGCUUCAAUCCGCAAAGCCGGGUUCGUCGAAGUGCACGAGAAGGCCUAUAAAUGGCCUAUCGGUGGAUGGCCGCGGGAUCGCAGGUACAAGGAGGCCGGUACAGUCAACUACCAGCAUUGGAUGGAUGGGAUGGAAGGGUGGUGCAUGUGGCUGCUUACCAAGUUUGGACCUCCCCAGCCUUGGACUAAAGAGGAAGUUGUUGUUUAUGUUGCGAAGAUGCGAGCGGAACUUAGAAACCCGUAUUAUCAUGGGUACCAACGAGCGCGACGUGUGUGGGCGCGGAAGCCUUUUGAGGGCGAGGCUUUGCCGACUCCUGACUCGAUGCCUCAUUCGUCAAAGCCACCCGUGUCAGAUUCGCAACAGAGAAGAUAG
Penicillium pulvis is the source of this 1074-nucleotide messenger RNA. Its product is annotated as class I SAM-dependent methyltransferase. Gene Ontology annotation, molecular function: methyltransferase activity. The transcript has 10 exons. Bases 1 to 1074 code for a protein of 357 amino acids. The record is from RefSeq and is a predicted model, not a curated record. Lineage: Eukaryota; Fungi; Ascomycota; Eurotiomycetes; Eurotiales; Aspergillaceae.